This is a messenger RNA of Thunnus maccoyii (southern bluefin tuna), 1712 nucleotides long. RefSeq lists its product as uncharacterized. Gene Ontology annotation, biological process: cell adhesion; positive regulation of cell population proliferation. Gene Ontology annotation, cellular component: plasma membrane. Gene Ontology annotation, molecular function: stem cell factor receptor binding; cytokine activity. The record is from RefSeq and is a predicted model, not a curated record. The transcript has 7 exons. Bases 237 to 998 code for a protein of 253 amino acids. NCBI's taxonomy places the organism in Eukaryota, Metazoa, Chordata, Actinopteri, Scombriformes, Scombridae.
UCAGACAGCGUCAGAGUGUGACACAGUGACUCAGCCUGUAGGCGGCCUCUCUACCACGUCAAAAGACUUCACCAGUCUGUCUGGAGUGAAGCAGACUGCCAGCCCAUCCUCAAGUUUCACUACACGCUUGGACAUUGCACACAUACACACAGAAAAACUCAGCUCAGCUUUGUCUUUGAGCUGAAAACGCGGAAUUUCAUGCAUUGGAUUUGAGCAACCUUGGAUUCUUGCUCCAUAUGAGGAAGAAAAUCUUGAAAGCACCUUGUCUCCUCUUGAGUCUGUUCACAAGUUUGAAUCUCUGCUCUGGAAAAUUUGGGACACCGAUAACUGAUGAUGUGAGCAAGCUGUCGUUAUUGAAGCAAAAUAUCCCCUCUGAUUAUGAGAUUCCUGUUCAUUACAUUCCCAAAGAAGUGGCUGGAACGUGCUGGGUCGUGUUGAACAUCUAUCCUUUAGAGCAGAGUCUUCGGAAGCUGGCCAACAUGUUUGGUGCCAUCUCCUCCAACAAAGAAAACAUAAUUGUCUUCAUUGCGAUGCUGAAGAGUUUACGCUUCACGUUUGACCACGAGGAACUAGAAACGGCGAUGCAAGUCUUCCAGUGUCACUAUCAGGAAGGAAGCUUAAUGUCUGGUCUUUACUUUGACUACAUCAAAGAUGUUUUACAUAGUGCCGCUCAAGGAACACCCGGCUUCUCAUGCAAGCCACCACCAUGCCUGAAUCCACAACAAACACCGGGGGGUCAAAAGGAGGGUUAUGAGUACAACUGGUCGAAGAGAACUCCUUUGCUUCUGACCUUCAUUCCCAUCACAGCUUGUGUUGUUCUUAUCAUAUGGCUGGUCAAAUCUAGAAGGCGUUCACCAGUCUGCAGCACUGAAAAUAGUGAAAUCGCACCUUCUGACAUGAUCCCAACUGUGUCUCUCUCCAUCCCACUUCAAACACUCACCCACGCCGCUGACACUCAGCCAGCGGGGGAGGCAAUCCCUGAACACGAAAGUGGAUGAGGCACGAUUAAUAAAGAAGAGAGGGAAAAUCUGGGCACCAGUAAAACGACUCACUCUCCAAGUUGCUCAGUUAUUGGCAGGAGCCUGCUGGAUGAAUGAGUGUGGUCUCACACUCAGUCUUCCUCUGCUUUCAUGGACCUGAGCUAUACGAGAGAAAACUCACCUGCUGUGAAGGCGAGUGUGUUUCACGAAAUUCACUUCUAACACUUAACAUCAUCCAAAGAGAUUUUUGGAACUAAAGGAAGAACUCUCUAAAUAGUGGCUGGUCAUCUGCCAAAAUGGUCACUGAAGUACAUUAAUUGUCUCGCCUUGGCCAGUGUUAAACAGCUUUUGGCUGGCCUAUUCUGUGCUGAGUUGAUUUUUUUUUUCAUUCCUGCCACUAUGAACUGGUGCUAUUCCGGCCCCUGUUUUAAGCUGCAAUCAAAAAGUAUCGCUGGAGACUGAAAUCAUGAAAUCAUUGGAAUGAUAUCACACCAUCAGGAAGACUAUUUUAUUCCGAGAUGGGACUCCUGUCACCGCUUUGAUGGCUGUGUUGUCGUCGUUACGGAGACUGUCCUUUCACACUGAAUCCUGAAUCUCCACCUGCUUCUGUCUUCUCCUGAAGUGCAUUGAGGGUAAACCUUUAUGCAAAGAAGCCCAUUCCCAAGUAAAACAUCAAAAGUACUUCCCCCUUCACUUAAAAAUAUGUUUUUCUUCUUUUUCCCACAGUUGAAU